AUGAAUCUCUCUCUCGUGGAUCCAUUUGUCCUGGCCCAGGAAUACCCAGAUACUUUGACUGAGAAGCUGAGCAGUGGACAUGCGACAUGUUUAAGCUUCAAUCACAAAGGCGACUACCUUGCCUCCGGACGAGUGGAUGGCACCGUGGUGAUCUUCGAUAUUGAAACCAAUGGCGUGGCGCGCAAACUGCAAGGCCACACGCGACAAAUCCAGUCUCUGAGCUGGUCUCGCGAUGGCCGCUACCUUCUCACCUCCUCCCAAGACUGGAAAUGCAUCUUAUGGGAUCUCAAAGACGGCUCACGAGUCCGCACAGUGCGAUUCGAGGCGCCAGUCUACAUCGCUGAACUACACCCUUUCAACCACCUCCUCUUCGUCGCCUCCCUGUUCGAGGAUCAACCAGUGCUAGUCGACAUCUCCAGCCCAAGACCAAUAAAACGAAUACUCCCCUCCGCCCCCCUCAGACCCCAACAACCCAACGGCGAAGAUGUCGACCCAGCCGUAGCCGCCAAACAAGCAGCACAAGAUGCCAAGCACUCGACCUGCGUUACAAUUUUCACAGCCUUCGGCAAUCACAUCAUCGCCGGCACCUCGAAAGGCUGGAUCAACAUAAUCGAAACGCAAACCUGCACAACAAUCCACUCAAUGCGCCUCUGCAACGGCGUAGUCAUCCUCCUCCGACUCGCAAGCAACGGCCGCGACCUCCUAGUCAACAGCUCCGACCGCGUAAUCCGCACCGUACUAAUGCCCGAUCUAUCCCAACUGGGCAUCGGCCUGGAACCAUCCUCGAUAAAACUCCAAGUGGAGCACAAAUUCCAAGACGUCGUCAACAGACUCAGCUGGAACCAUGUGACGUUCUCAUCAACAGGCGAAUUCGUCACCGCGACAACAUUCAUGAACCCGGAUAUCUACGUGUGGGAACGCAGCCACGGGUCUCUCGUUAAGAUCCUGGAGGGACCUCGGGAGGAACUUGGCGUUGUGGAAUGGCACCCGAGCCGACCGAUGGUUGUAGCGUGCGGACUGGAGACCGGGUGCAUUUACACGUGGUCUAUUGUGUCGCCGCAGAAAUGGUCAGCGCUGGCGCCUGAUUUCGGCGAGGUUGAAGAAAACGUGGAGUAUAUGGAAGCAGAGGAUGAGUUCGACGUCCACCCAGCCGAACAGGUGCAUCAGCGACGACUGGACCAGGAAGACGAGGAGCCCGAUGCUGUAACGCUUGAGUCGGUGAAGGGCGAUGGCGACGCAGAUGGUGUUGAACCGUUCUGUCUGCCGGUCCUGCUGAAUGUCGAAGAUAGCGAUUCUAGUGAGGACGUUGUUGCUGUUGGGCCUGGAACUAUGCGACGCCGGACGCCUGGGGCUGGAAGAGAAGGCGUCAAUGGGGAUGCGGAGAAGCCUGCAGCUAAUGGAGCUUCCAGGGGUGCUGCCAGGAACCGGCGACGGUAA
Penicillium paradoxum is the source of this 1437-nucleotide messenger RNA. Its product is annotated as Set1-mediated histone H3-K4 methylation subunit Swd1. The coding region runs from base 1 to 1437 and encodes 478 amino acids. NCBI's taxonomy places the organism in Eukaryota, Fungi, Ascomycota, Eurotiomycetes, Eurotiales, Aspergillaceae. Gene Ontology annotation, molecular function: protein binding. The transcript has 5 exons. Gene Ontology annotation, cellular component: Set1C/COMPASS complex. The record is from RefSeq and is a predicted model, not a curated record.